This is a messenger RNA of Entrophospora candida, 1545 nucleotides long. NCBI's taxonomy places the organism in Eukaryota, Fungi, Glomeromycota, Glomeromycetes, Entrophosporales, Entrophosporaceae. The record is from the annotation of a GenBank genome assembly.
AUGGGUCCUGCUUCUCCCAUUUCCAUUCCCAUUCCUGCUAUCUCCGCUACAAAUGCUAACACUAUUGCAGCUGGGUUGUCAUUUAUCUCAUUCCUGUGUCUUUUAAUAGUGAAUUUGGGGACGCCAAUGAUUAAAUCAAUUUAUAUUGCGAUUUAUGAGGCAAAUAGCACUGAUCCAAGAGGUUCGAAAGUUAUAUAUGGCAUAUACGGAUUUUGUGAUGAAACCAGCACUUUGAUUAGUACUAAAUAUUCAUGUAUGAAAUUUGGAUCUACUAGUUAUGCGUAUCUUGGUGAUUAUUUAGAUUAUAGUGUUUACUAUAGAAGCGCAUUUACACAAUUCUUGUUGUAUAUGCAUGCUAUGGGUGUAGUAACAUCAUUCAUGCUGAUUUGCGUUGGCAUUUAUAGUCGUAGUCAUAUUAUGUUUAAAUAUGUGUCAUGGCUCCUCGCAUUAUUCAGUUCUUUUAUCAUUACGUUAGCAAUGGGAGGACAAAUUGACAAUCUUUUAAAAAUACAAAAAAUGCUUGAGACUCCACCAAUUGGUAGUACUACUAAAACUGUACUAGCUGAACCAACUGAACACGUAAGGAUUGGCGGUGUUGCAUUUGUCCUUGUACUUAUACCUCUCUUACUCUCACUCUUGUCAGCUUUUGCAUUUUACGUUGGAGAACAACGAGCUGCAAUUGAAAGGGGUGACAUCGAUGGUUUCAAUCAUGACAACCAUAACGAAAAUAUGUGCACUGGAUUUACCAAUCAGCCACCUGUUCCUCAAUAUCAGCAAUAUAAUAAUGAUCAAUCUUCAAAUCCACAAUUUGCGACUAAAGGAGGUGACUUCAAUGAUUCCAAGCAUGACGACUAUAACAAAUAUAACUAUGACGGAAAUAUGAGUGCAGGGUUGACCAAUCAGCCACCUUCUCCUCAAUAUCAGCAAUAUAAUAAUGACCAAUCUUCAAAUCCACAAUCUGCAACUAACAGAGAUGACAUCAAUGGUUCCAACUAUAACAAAUAUAACUAUAACGGAAAUAUGAAUGCAGGGUCGACCAAUCAGCCACCUUCUCCUCAAUAUCAGCAAUAUAAUAAUGACCAAUCUUCAAAUCCACAAACUGCAACUAAAGGAGAUGACAUCGAUGGUUCUAAUUAUAACAACUAUAACAGAAAUAUGAGCGCAGGGUUGACCAACCAGCCACCUUCUCCUCGAUCUCAGCAAUAUAAUAACGACCAGUCUUCAAACCCACAAUCUGCAACUAAAAGAGAUGACAUCAAUGGCUCCAACUACAACAGAAAUAUGAGCGCAGGGUUGACCAACCAGCCACCUUCUCCUCGAUAUCAACAAUAUAAUAAGGAUCAAUCUCCAAAACCGCAAUAUGCAACUAAAAGAAGCGACAUCAAUGGUUCCGAGCAUAACAAAUAUAACAGAAAUAACAAUGGCGGAAAUAGGAGUGCAGGGUCGACCAAGCAGCCACCUUCUCCUCAACAUCAGCAAUAUAAUAAUAAUACUAAAGGAGGUGACAUCAAUAAUUUCGAUUAUGACGACUAUAACAGCUAUUAA